AUGUUAUCACCACACAAUCAAGUCUAUGAUUCAUUAGAUGUCGAAGAAGAUGUCAAACAUCGGUUUACCAAAGUGGGUUAUUCCAAAAGAUAUACUCCACUGUACAAAAAUCCUUUACCCAAAUUUUUCCUUUGGGAAAAUAGUAUUCGUAUUGUACGUAUCAGAAAUCAGUUAACUGAGAGAGGAUUUCCGUGUAACUCAUGUUGGGCGCAUACUGUUAUAGCAGCAGCAGAAAUUAUGCUUAGCACUGAGCUAAAUCAAAAUAUUCAGUUAUCUGACGAUGAAUUGAUUAACUGUGAUCAGACGAAUAGCGGAUGUCAAAGUGGUAGCACUAAACGAGCAUUUAUUCGAGGAUAUCUGAAAGGAUACAAACUGCUUCAGUUGUAUGACCCAAAUGGACCUUGUCCAGUAAAGUCUGAUGUUCGACUAAAGCAGUUAUUUGUAUUCCCAAAAGGUGACCACAAUUUGAUGGCACAUUUUUUGGCAUUUCGUGGACCUAUUGCAGUUAAUGUUGUUUGGCCAUAUUCUAUGUACACAUACAGUGGAUUCAGAAUCAUUCGUGCCUACGAAUGUGAGCAAAGCAAACACCAACAACCUGCACAUGCUGUUCUAAUUGUAGGCUACGGUGAAGAGAAUGGUAUCAAAUAUUGGAUCUUAAGAAAUAGUUAUGGCCUAAGUUGGGGAUACCGUGGACAUUUUCGAUUGGAACGAGGAGCAGAUGCAUGUCAGGUGGAAUCACAUGCAUCUGCAGCAACAUUUGGAAGUCAAAUGUCGACAGCUACACUAUUUGACCUUCAGCAGCAGCAGCAGCAACAGUGGCAACAGCAGUAUUAUAGAUAA
Molecule: messenger RNA, 840 nt
Organism: Enterobius vermicularis (human pinworm)
Lineage: Eukaryota; Metazoa; Nematoda; Chromadorea; Rhabditida; Oxyuridae
Source: the annotation of a GenBank genome assembly